Molecule: messenger RNA, 2240 nt
Organism: Aspergillus wentii DTO 134E9
Lineage: Eukaryota; Fungi; Ascomycota; Eurotiomycetes; Eurotiales; Aspergillaceae
Product: cleavage polyadenylation factor subunit CLP1
Exons: 4
Coding region: 126-1808 (560 amino acids)
Biological process (GO): tRNA splicing, via endonucleolytic cleavage and ligation
Cellular component (GO): nucleus; mRNA cleavage factor complex
Molecular function (GO): polynucleotide 5'-hydroxyl-kinase activity
Source: RefSeq, a predicted model, not a curated record
ACCAUCUUUCAUCCUCAAUCCUUGAUUAUAGCAAAUUCCUCCCCAUCGCACGACUCAAUAUCUGAUCUAAUCUAUUGAUACCCAUUGGCCUGAUCUAAAGGACUUUUCUCACACCCAGAAAUGCAAUGUCUCUCCCCGGUUUAGAGCUCACCCAACCCACCGCGGAGAGGGAGUUUGUCGCCGCCCCGCCGACGCAAAUCAGUCUUUCCAGAGGCUCAGAAUGGAGAUUUGAGGUUGCAUUUGCAACAACAGUGCGAGUAAAGCUUCUAGCAGGUACCGCAGAACUCUUUGGCACAGAACUUGCCGCUUCUCAGACCUACACAUUUUCCGGGACCAAAGCCGCCAUCUACACCUGGCAUGGCUGUACGUUGGAAGUCAGCGCGGGCGAGACGGUCUUAGCGUUCGAUGGAAUGACACCACUCCCGACAAAUGGCGCCCCCCGUGGCUUGGGAGCUGGCGGGUGCCAGAGCGAGUAUACGGCGGAGGAAACACCGAUGGUGGAAUACGCCAAUGUGCACUUUGCGCUGGAGUCGAUGAGACAGGAGGCGAAGGCGACGGGCAAGGAUGGUCCGCGGGUGCUCAUCCUGGGCCCUGAAAACGCCGGCAAGACUAGUCUGGCGAAGAUUCUGACGGCUUACGCGACCAAGGUUGGACGGCAGCCUAUCGUGGUCAACUUGGACCCAGCCGAGGGCAUGCUCAGUGUUCCGGGGACGCUGUCGGCUACUGCUUUUCGGACUAUGAUUGAUGUUGAGGAGGGGUGGGGGAGUAGUCCGAUGUCUGGGCCGAGUCCGGUGCCGGUGAAGUUGCCUUUGGUUUACUUCUAUCCAAUGCAGAACCCACUCGAGGCGGAGGGGACUGUCUACCGGCCUAUUGUGUCGAGAUUGGCCCUGUCUGUGACGGGGAGGAUGGCUGAGGAUGAGGAUUCGAGGGAAACGGGGAUUAUUGUUGACACGCCGGGUAUUCUAAGUCAAGGGAAACCUGGGAGUGUUGAGAUGAUCAACAGCAUCGUUACGGAAUUCGCAAUCACCACCAUCCUUGUCAUAGGCUCAGAACGCCUAUAUAGUACUAUGAUGAAGAAUUAUGACAACAAACCGAGUGCCAGCGCUUCUGCCGUAGCAUCGGACGAGCGAAUCUCUGUCGUGAAGCUCUCUAAGUCCGGCGGAUGCGUCGAUCGCGAUGCAUCAUUCAUGAAAGGGGUCCGCGAGUCUCAAAUUCGGACCUACUUCUUCGGAAACCCCAUUCCUUCCACGGCAUCGGCUGCCCUCUCGCUCUCCGCGUCAUCCACCACCAACGUCACACUUUCCCCUCAUGCUCAGCAGCUCGACUUUGGAUCUCUGUCCGUCUACAAUGUGACUCUCCCGUCGCAAGAAGAGGACGAGGAUGAAUACGAUCCAUCUCAACUCGGCACUGGCGACUCUUUCCUCCCAGGCGGCGGUAACGAUGCUGACACUAAUACACCACAGGAAGAAGAACCCUAUGCGCCGCCUCUCCCUGGCGUAGGAGCAUCAAUCAAUACUGCACCUGCAUCUAACACUUCACCUGAACAUGAUGGCGUGCCGCUGAAGAAGGUUCCGGCACCUGCACCGUCCGCUCUCGCGAAUUCGCUUCUCGCCGUCACACACGCACUACCAAAUGCCAGCCCGUCGGAGGUCCGAGAUGCAAGCAUCAUGGGAUUCCUGUAUGUGGCUGAUGUGGAUAGUGACAAAGGCAAGAUCCGAGCUCUAGCCCCGGUUGGAGGACGGGUCCCUGCGAGGGCCAUUGUCUGGGGGAGAAGAUGGCCAGGUGAAGUGGUGGGAUUGGUUGGGUAACGACAUCACCAGCACAACUAUACAGUCCUUCACUGCAUAUCCAUCAUGUGCAUCUCGGAGUUGCGGGUUUGGCGCGAGGAAAGGAAACGUUAUGGUGUUGACCAGACGAUCGAAACGAUGGUUGGCUCCUUUUUCACAAUGUAUAUAAAAACGAGAUAAUGAAAGAAUGAUGCGGCCAGUAGACGGCAUAACUGGGUAGCUCGUAUACCCCCGGAUCCAUAUAAGGCAAGACGAGGAAAACCUCCACCAUAAGAUAGACACGGGCAACAGCAUAAGCAAUAAAAACCACCACGACAAACAAACCCAGCACAACACUCAUCCCCCGACUGAGCCGGAGAUGCGCAUCCGGCCCUCGCCAGGUCUUCAAACCCGCCCAGACGGCAAAAGCCAACGGCCCCAACCAGCAACAAACACGAAAGCCGCCAAAAGGUC